This is a messenger RNA of Mugil cephalus (flathead mullet), 11192 nucleotides long. It is a transcript of the gene kif13ba, whose product is annotated as kinesin family member 13Ba. Bases 600 to 5972 code for a protein of 1790 amino acids. Gene Ontology annotation, cellular component: adherens junction. Gene Ontology annotation, biological process: microtubule-based movement; regulation of protein localization. The transcript has 39 exons. NCBI's taxonomy places the organism in Eukaryota, Metazoa, Chordata, Actinopteri, Mugiliformes, Mugilidae. The record is from RefSeq and is a predicted model, not a curated record. Gene Ontology annotation, molecular function: microtubule motor activity; ATP binding; microtubule binding.
AAGCGGUACAAAUUAGUUAGCUUUGCAAACUUUAGUUGGGAAGCAAGCUGUCUUAUUCAAGUUGGACAUUUUUUUUUUUUUUUUUUUUUGCUUUUAAUUCGUAAAGGGGUCUAUCCCGAGGCGGAAGGGCGGAUGCUGCAGUCUGUUUGUAGCUCGACACUUCGGGGAGGGAGGUCGGAGGAGGAGGACUCCGUCGGGAAGCUCGUCGUGCACCGCCGCUAGUAGGCAGAUCUCCUCCGCGGAUCCCUCUCGGUUGUCGUACUCGUUUGGUAAUAACGGUGUCACCUCUCAGGGAUGAACCCACCUCGGCUCCACGCCCAUGUGGAUCUAAAUUAGCCUGGAAAUAUGAACAGAAGAAGAGAAUAAACGGCGGCUGGCUUCCUGCGGGAUUUUGCCCAAGCUUUUAUUUUUUUUGUUGUUUUUUUUUUUUGUUGUUGUUUUUAACCCCCUCCACAGUGGACAUGCCUGAUCUAUGGAGCAAGGCUGCGAGAAGCUAGCUGGCCGAGAGUCCGGCUAGCGCAACAUUUGCAGGGCUUUUGGAUGAUUGUUUGAUUUAUUUUGGAUCCGCGCUGCUUUCCCUGUCUGGGUGAGGAGUCAGCAUGGGGGAGCCCAGCCUGGACGACUCCAAUGUCAAGGUGGCUGUUCGUGUACGGCCUAUGAACAGGAGAGAAAAGGAACUAAACACUAAGUGUGUUGUGGAAAUGAUGAAGAACCAGACGAUCCUCCAUCCUGGGGGAGCCAACCUUGGAAAAGCAGACUCCAGGAGUCAGUCCAAGGUCUUUGCUUAUGAUUACUGUUUCUGGUCCAUGGAUGAGACGGAUAAGGAAAAAUUUGCAGGUCAGGAGGUGGUGUUCCAGUGCCUUGGGGAGAGUCUCCUCCACAACGCCUUUCAGGGCUACAAUGCCUGUAUCUUUGCCUAUGGACAAACUGGUUCAGGAAAGUCGUACACCAUGAUGGGUUCAGGGGACCAGCCGGGGCUGAUUCCUCGCCUGUGCAGCGCUUUGUUUGACCGAACCCAGAAGGAGCAGCGGGAGGAGGAGAGCUUCACUGUUGAGGUUUCCUACAUGGAGAUCUACAACGAGAAGGUCCGAGAUCUGCUCGACCCCAAAGGUGGAAAACAGACUCUGAAGGUGAGGGAACAUAAAGUUUUGGGUCCUUAUGUGGAUGGCCUGUCUCGACUAGCCGUGGCCAGCUACAAGGAUAUCGAGUCUCUGAUGUCGGAGGGGAACAAGUCUCGCACCGUCGCUGCUACCAACAUGAACGAGGAAAGCAGUCGAUCUCACGCCGUCUUUAACAUCAUCCUCACGCACACGCUGAAAGACUUGAAAUCUGGGACGAGUGGGGAGAAAGUCAGCCGCUUGAGUCUGGUAGACUUAGCUGGGAGUGAGCGAGCAGCAAAAACUGGAGCAGCGGGGGAGAGGCUGAAAGAAGGAAGCAACAUCAACAAAUCUCUCACUACACUGGGUCUGGUGAUCUCUGCACUGGCUGAACAGGGAACCACCAAGAACAAAACCAAGUUUGUUCCUUACAGAGACUCUGUUCUGACAUGGCUGCUGAAGGACUGCCUGGGGGGCAACAGUCGCACGGCUAUGGUUGCGACUGUGAGUCCGGCGGCAGACAACUACGAGGAGACGCUAUCGACGCUGCGCUACGCUGACCGAGCGAAGAACAUCGUUAACCACGCUGUUGUCAAUGAAGACCCCAACGCUCGCAUAAUCAGGGAGCUCCGGGAGGAGGUGGAGAAACUGCGAGUGCAGCUGAACCAGGCAGAGUCUUUGAAAGCGCCGGAGCUGAAAGAUCGCCUGCAGGAGUCUGAAAAGUUGAUUCAAGAGAUGACCAUCACCUGGGAGGAGAAGCUUCGCAAAACUGAGGAAAUUGCACAGGAGCGUCAGAAGCAGUUGGAGAGUCUGGGUAUUUCUCUCCAGUCUUCAGGGAUAAAAGUUGGAGAUGAUAAGAGUUUCCUUGUCAACCUUAAUGCUGAUCCUGCCCUCAAUGAACUGCUUGUGUACUACCUGAAGGAACACACAAAAGUGGGCUCAGCAGAUUCCCAAGACAUCCAGCUGUGUGGGAUGGGUAUCCAGGCAGAACACUGUGUCAUUGACAUUACAGCAGAGUGCGCUGUCGUCCUCACCCCCUACCGCAACGCUCGGACGUGCGUUAAUGGUUCUCCAAUAGCCAACGCUCUCCAGCUUCACCAUGGCGACCGAAUCCUUUGGGGAAACAACCACUUUUUUAGGAUCAACCUCCCUAAGCGGCGCUCUCGUGGAGCCGAUGAUGAGGAGGGUGAAGGCGGUGUGAUGAAGAACAGUGGCAGCAGUGAGCAGCUGGACGCAGACGGUGACACAGCCAGCGAAGUGUCCAGUGAAGUCAGCUUCUCUUAUGAGUUUGCCCAGACAGAGGUCAUGAUGAAAGCCCUGGGCAGCAAUGACCCAAUGCAGGCCGUCCUCCAGUCUCUGGAGAGGCAGCAUGAGGAGGAGAAACGCUCUGCUCUGGAGCGACAGAGGCAGAUGUACGAGCAGGAGCUCCAGCAGCUCCGUAAGAAGCUCAACCCAGACCGCUUGUCCACCGGUCAGUCCGGAGGGCCGACGUCUGGCCAGCAGGUUUCAGAAAAGCAGUCACACUACCGCAGCCUGGAGAGACUCAGCGUGGGAGGGAUGAGCCAUUCAACCAGCGCUCAGAGCAGGCUGAGGCAGUGGAACGAGGACAGGGAGGCGGUGUUGGUGAGGAGCCUGCGGAGGUUGAGGGAACAAAUAGUGAGAGCAAACCUCCUGGUGCAAGAAGCGUGUUUCAUCUCUGAGGAGCUGGAACGACACACCGAGUACAGAGUCACCCUCCAGAUCCCGUCGGACAACCUCAACGCGAACCGCAAGAGGGAUGCGGUGCUCAGUGAACCAGCGAUCCAGGUUCGACGGCGGUGUCGAGGAAAACAGAUCUGGAGUUUGGAGAAGAUGGAGAACCGUCUGGUCGACAUGAGAGAGUUGUACCAGGAGUGGCAGGAAUACCACCUCCAUCAUCAAGACGACCCGGUCAUGCGCUCAUAUUUCCGUAGAGCAGACCCCUUCUUUGAUGAGCAAGAAAACCACAGUUUGAUCGGCGUCGCCAACGUCUUCCUCUCCUGCCUCUUCUACGACGUCAAGCUGCAGUACGCCGUGCCCAUCAUCAACCAGAAGGGAGAGGUUGCAGGGCGCCUGCAUGUGGAGGUGGUGAGGGUUGGAGGAGGCUUAGAGGACAACAUGGCUGGGGGAGACGAACCGGACGGCAACCAAGAAUCUGAAGUGCAGGAUCGCAAACUGGUCUGCAUGCUUAAGAUCCUGCAGGCCACCGGUCUUCCUCAGUACUUGUCCAACUUCGUCUUCUGUCAGUACUCGUUCUGGGACCAGUCUGAGCCCAUCAUCGUGGCCCCUGAAGUCGACCCGUCGUCCUCGUCACCCAGCACCAAGGACCCACACUGCAUGGUGGUGUUUGACAGCUGCAAGGAGAUGGCCGUGUCUGUAACUGAGGAUUUCAUUGAGUACCUCACCGAAGGGGCGGUUGCCAUUGAGGUGUAUGGACACAGGCAGGCUGAUGCUGGAAGAAACCCUGCCCUGUGGGACCUCAGCAUCAUCCAAGCCAAGACGCGCACGCUGCGAGAUAGGUGGAGCGAGGUAACGCGUCGCCUGGAGCUGUGGAUUCAAAUCUUGGAGAUAAACGAGAACGGAGACUUUGUCCCGGUGGAGGUCGUUCCUGCUAGAGAUGUGCGGACCGGGGGAAUAUUCCAGCUUCGACAGGGUCAGUCACGGCGAAUCCAGGUAGAUGUUCGUUCGGUUCAGGACUCGGGCACUAUGCCUCUCAUAGCAGAGAUCGUGCUUGCGGUGUCGGUGGGCUGUGUGGAGAUCAGAAACACAACCGCAAAUCAGGAAGGAGAUGAGAUGGACAGCUAUCAGGAAAGAGACCUGGAACGGUUGCGGCGACAGUGGUUAGCUGCUCUCACCAAGAGACAGGAAUACCUCGACCAACACCUGCAAAGUCUGGUUAGCAAAGCAGAAAAGACAGAGGAUGACAUGGAGAGGGAGGCCCAGCUGCUCGAGUGGCGUCUGACUCUGACAGAGGAGAGAAAUGCCGUCAUGGUGCCCUCUGCUGGCAGCGGCAUCCCCGGAGCACCCGCUGAAUGGGUUCCUCUGCCAGGCAUGGAGACGCACAUUCCUGUCCUCUUCCUGAACCUCAAACCUGACGACCUCAGCUCUCCGGACCAGUUUGAGGUUCCAGAGGCCGGAGGUUGGGAUGCCACCUUGAGUGGAGAGGAUGAGGACGACUUCUUUGACCUGCAGAUCGUGAAACACUAUGACGGAGAGGUGAAAGCGGAGGCAUCGUGGGACUCCACUGUCCACGAGUGUCCUCAGCUCAGUCGCGGGGGAGCGUGGCCGGAGCAUCGAGUCUAUCUGACGGUCCGAGUGGUGGUUCAGCUCAGCCACCCCGCUGACAUGCAGCUGGUGUUGAGAAAGAGAAUCUGCGUCAAUGUUAACCCGGGCCGCCAGGGUUUCGCCCAUAACUUUCUCAGAAGGAUGUCAACCCGCAGCACGAUACCGGGCUGUGGACUCACCUUUGAGGUGGUCUCAAAUAUUCCUGGGGACGCUCCCGGUUCAGAGGACAGGGAGAUGUUGGCCCGUCUGGCCGCUAGUCAGUCGUCUGAGGAUGAGGCCGCUAUCGAGAAAUACCUCCGCAGUGUCCUGAGCCUGGAGAACAUCUUGACUCUGGAUAGACUCAGACAGGAGGUGGCAGUGAAGGAGCAGCUGACUGGCAGAGGAAAGAGUAACAGACGGAGUAUAAGCUCUCCUUCUGUCCACAGGCUUUCUGGAAGUAGACAAGACCUGUCCACGACCUGUCUGGAUGAUAAGGGGCGAUGGGAGAGUCAGCAGGAUAUCUUCAUGCCAUCUCAGUUCCAACGCACUCUCCCCCGUCCGGCCUCGUCCCCUUCCACCUACUCCACCUCCCCCUCUUCAUCCCCGAGUCCCUUCGCCAUGAGUCCCCCACAGAACCAGGAACCAGAACAAGUUAAGGCGCUGGUUCCUCAGAUGCCGAAACUGCUCAAGUCUCUGUUUCCAGCUCGGGAUGAAAAGAAGGAGCUGAGACCUUCGCCGCACAACCAGCAGCAUGUGCCACGCAUCAUGACAUCAUCAGGCGGGGACGACAACAAAGCCAAGCCUGAGACGACCUCUAUGGCGCGGCCCCCCUCCAAAGACAGACGGGCAGAGUUCCCAGAGGUCCCUCCUCUUCCUGUGCAUGACCCGCAUGACACCACCCCUCUCAGCCCCCUCAGCCAGUCGUCGAGCGGCUACUUCUCCACUAGCGUUUCAACAGUUACCCUGUCCGACGUUCUCCAACCCUCCUCCUCGUCCUCCUCCCUCCUGGCUGCCGAGACCACGUUGCCCACAAACCCCCAGCAGCAGGGCGCUGACAGGAACGAUGUUGUGACCUCUCCUUCUCAGUGUGUCGCCAAGGUGGCCGCCGUCGCUCCGGCCGCCUCCCGCGGCUCGGCCAAUCACAACAACGCGGAACUCUCCUCUGAGCAGAGGCUGGGGAGCUCGGGGAGAGGAGGCGAAGGCUUUGAGAGGCUGGAGAUCUUGGUGGACGACGAGGAGCGCAGUCACGACGGCGCGCUGCCCGAAUGGCUGACUGAAGGGGCGUAUGUUACAGUGGGAAGCAAUAAGGCGGGGACGGUGCGUUACGUGGGAGUGACGCAGUUCGCCGAGGGAGUGUGGGUGGGGGUGGAGCUGGACACUCCUGUAGGUAAGAACGACGGCUCAGUCGGAGGUCAGCGGUAUUUCCACUGUAAACCGGGCUACGGGGUUCUGGUCCGCCCAGACCGGCUGUCCUGCCGCGACCGCGCCAGUCGUCGGACAGGAGACUCCGUCCCGCCCGCUCACGUCCCCGUCCUGCGAGGAGAAGCUAUUGUUGCACGGCGGGGGGAAAACCGCAAGUCCUGGAGCAGCUGAGACAGGAAAACUAGGAGCUGGAUGUGAGAGAUGAACUCCCCACAGUCCUCCUCCUCCUCCUCCUCCUCCUCCUCUCCUCCUCCUCCUCUUCCUCUCUUCCUCCUCUCCCAGCUAUGCAACAGGCUCACGCAUCCGAACGGACCUACUGCCUAACCACACGUAGUCGGAAGCUACACUCACCGCGAGCGUUCACAGGAAAUGGAUGGAAGCAGACUGAACGCAGUGGAGAAACUUUUCCAGAAAGAAUUUAAGUAAGUUGAUGUGAGACUAUGCAGAGCAUGUUAGAAGUCCGUGGAAGGAGUGCUCAUGUGGGAAGGUGAUACUAAGCAGGUAGCAGUCAGUGGGAAGACUGCUGGAAGCGAACGGAAGCCGACUUGGGAUCAUAUUUGGACCUGGGCGCGAGGAUUAGACGGUGCAGUGCUGGAUGGAUGGUUUGACCCGGAGGAGCUUUUUGAGACGUCAUACAGGGAUGCAAACGGCUCGUGAUUUAAUUGAGGAGGGGCACAUUUCAUUAACAUCGGCCGUCGUAGCCACUAAAAAUAUAGACAAACCUGAAUGAGGCAAUAGAUUACGCUAAAAAACACUAAAAAAGUGAAAUAACAAAAACCUCACCACUGUGAAUGCAGGAUUCUGCUGCAUUUUCACGCGUUUGCAUCCCUGCAUACGACGCCUCCGCCCCGGUCGGACCCGAGACUCGACGUCCCAGAAUUCCCUGCUACAGCUGCCACUCUCCUGUGCUCUGCAAGUCCGGUUUGCAGACUUAAACCUGGACUCACUGUUUGAGACACGUCUCUCCCUCCCGGACUCCUUUUUCUUUUGAAGACGGAUCCUCCCAGAAUGUGCCUUCGCUAUGGCUUUGGUUUGCAUUUGUUUUUUUGUUUUUGUUUUUUCUGUGUAAUUUAAUUUCUCUCAGCUGUGUUCGUGUUGAAGAGAAUGCCUUGUGCUAAGUGUGAGGUGAUCUCAGGGACUGCAGAGAGGGAGUGUCGCGGGGAGGGCGUCGGUGACGUGGUGGGGGCGUGCGUGUCUGUCUGUGUGCGUUUGUAAAUGUUGUACAGUGUCGUGCACAAGUAAGUUCGUGUCGUCGUGUUUCGUGCCGGUGUUAAAAGUUUAGACGCGCAGGACGGGAAGAGUCGGACGAAGCCACUAUGGGAGCGAGCUGCUCGUACCGAGAGGCUUUAAAAGUCGAUUUUGCACUGGAGAUGUCAGAGAAGAAGCUUCUGCAUGUGAACGGGACGUGUCUGUGGUGACGACGCAGCGAGUGUGGUUCAGAAUGAGCUCUGACGAAGGUGUCGCUUAAUGUCGUGGUGGAGACGGGGCGUGAGUACGUGUCGAGGAAAAGGAAGCGACUGGAUGUUUCAAGCUUGAGAAGAAGAGAAUUAAUUUGCCUCUAUGCAUUUUAUCUUUUUAACCUGGUUUAAAAAAAAUUUUAAAUACUGACGCAACUGGGAGAGUGAGCUACUAUUAGUUUUAGAAGCAGUUCAGACUGAACAUUCCUGCAAAAUACGAGAUGACGUGGGAGAUGUUUCUUUUUUUUUCUAACUUAUUUUUUUUCUUUUAUAUCAAACAUUCCACGUGCACUGUAACAUUUUAUCGUGACCUUGCGCGUUCACUUAUGGAAAGGAAUUCUCAGCACACAGCAGCAUUUUCGGUUACGACCCGCGUGCGUCCGUGAGGGAUUCAGGUGGCGCCCACAUGUGCUCGCUGUGGUUAAAGGGCCGCUUGGCUUCGAUGUUUUCCACAUGGAGUUCGGCCUGCGACGCCCUUUUGUAGCCUCUGACUCCUGGAGGAUGUCACCGGGGGUUACUGCUGUACAGAUCUGUAACAAAUGCCACGGUGGUGUCCGUCACGUGAGGAGAAACGCGCAAAAGUUGCAUUGUGGGAGAUGCGGGAGAGUUUGUAGCGUCUCGGCCGGUUUGGCUUGUUGUAAUCGCAACACUAAGGCCUCGUUCAGACUUUCCAAUAACAUCCAACCUGGGGAAUUCAAUCUCAAGUGUCCAGCUUAAAGUGCAGGUAUGAACACACCUGGGAGGCAUUGAGGUCUCAUUUGAGGGAUCUGAUCUCUGAUUGGAGGUGGUCUGAGACACACUGGACCUCAUUCCUUUGGUGGAAUAGCUCCUGGGUCACAUUAGCGGCCACCUACUCAGAGUUUUCCCUCAUUCAUUCAGAAAAAUAACCCAAAUGAUCUCUUAAAUAACAUAAGAGAGAUAAAUAAAUUAACAAAACACACACAACUAGUUGAGUUGUAGAGGUAGGAAGUUAUCAAUUAGAGGCUGCAGAUGUUAUAAUAUUCUGCUACAUUUAAAAAUGAUGCGCUUGUUUUGUCCAGGUUGGAUGUUAACGCGACGUCUGAACGAGGUUCAUGUCUCUGGAGAAUCCUGACUUUACGAUGAACGUUUCACAUCCCGAUCACAGCCGCCCUGAAUAUAUUGUCAUGUUGACAUGCGCUGAAACAGCUUUUUACCGGAUGUAACGACGUUCGGUUUAUUCACGUGGAACUGAACGGAGAAUCUCUCAUGAUGAUGAUGAUGAUGAUGAUGAUGAUGUAAUGAAGCCUGUAUAUUCACUGUACACUACCGUCUCUAUGGAUACGUGACGCCUUCCACUCAUCGUAUCGCGCGUCUCUUCAGUUUGAGGGCGUUAAAUCUACUAUUUAUAUUAAAAUGCUUGUACACAUGCCUUUAUCGCGUGGGAAAUCGUUAAAGCCUUUUUUUUCUCUUUAAUUUUAAAUAAUGUUGCACAAAUUAUUUUAUGAAAAUUGCUGCUAUUAGCAUUGUAAAUUUACCUGUAAAUGGAUCCGUUGAUUUAUCUAACGCGCUCUAUCUCUUCUCUCUUUUUUUUUUUUUUUUUUGAUGCCCAAGCAGACGAACUAAAGUUGGCACUUUUGUUUCCGUGGUCAAUAUUUUUUUUUUUUUUUUUUUUAAAUGAAGCAGUUAAAUUCCUACAAAUGAGGCACUUUGUCACGUGGGCCUUGAAGGAGAGAGGGUCGUCUUAUUUUCUGGGUUGUUUUCUGUAGAGAAACGAGUAAACUAUAAUGUUGCAAAUGGAAAUACGAGACCGGGCAGCAAUAUAUUAUCGUAGUCUAGUUUAUUAUCAGCGUAUUUAUUUUCUGGCCCCCGAACCCUGGAGCCCUCUGAUUGGCUGUUGUAGGUCGGCAGGCUGUGAAAUGAUCUGUAAGCUGGGCUCUGGUCCCGGUUAUAGUUUGGUCAUAUUUUUAAAAAAAAUAAAUGAAAAUAAAAUAAUAUUGUGGUUCAUAACAGUUACGUUGGUAAUGAAGGAAGGGAGAACAGUUCUUAUGUGUGUUUGUGUCUGUGCUUGUGUGUAUGUUUGGGAGGAUGUGUGUGUGUUGGGGGGAGGGGGGCGUCUUUACUAAGAUGGGAAACGAUCACAUGUUGUGGCCGUCGUGGACUUUCCCAUCCUGGUCUCGGCUCUGACCCGGUUCAAGUGGUUUUGAGAUCACUUCAGGCUUCUGGAUGCUCCUUUAUGUUAUUGUGCCUCAGAAACCAUGUGACCAUGUAUCUUCCACACACUGUUUUUCAUAUCAGUGCUUUGACUCAUUUGCACAAAAGUCUCCAGGGGGGAACUGGAGAGUUCAUUUCUGGAACACUUGUAUAUGUAAAAAAAAAAACAAAAUACAAAAAAAAAACAAAAAAAACACACAAGUAAAAUACGAACCUUUUUUUUUAUGAUUCAGUGUCCUUAGGUUACACGUUCCUCUCAUUUCAGUUCAAGUCUUUGAUGUUUUGAAGCAAUAUUCUCCAUUUACGUUCCUUCAUUCGCUGCUUCAAAGUAGAAAAUAACACAAACUGGUUAAAAAAAGGAACAAGCCAGGUGUUGGAUGAGGCGACAAAAACACAACAACGCACACCCUCCUACUCCACACGGGAUGAGUGCAUCAGGUCGAGCUAAGACGUGAUCUGUGGCAUUUUCUAUGACGAACUUUACAAAGGAGGUGGAGUAGCAGCAGCAGCAGUUUUAAUUUAAUGUCCGCCUCCAUCCUCCGUCGCCAUGGAGACGGUGGCUCAACUGACAGUGUUAUUUACCGAAACUCGAAAAGUCGUGAUCCGUUUGUGUUUAAGCGAUUUGGAUAUGAGCAUAUUGUACUGAUCUUCUGCGUGAGUCUUUUUUUUUGUUGUUGUUGUCUUAAGUGCUUUUAUUUCGCUCAGAGUGGAUCCCAUAUGUCAUAAGUGUGGGACGACUGGUCUGGAGCAACCCCUGCCUUAACGUGGCCUUCAACCUGGAACCUUUUUUUUUUUUUUUUAAGCAGCUCUCUACCUAAACAGGCUGAAUUAAGCAGGAAGCAUACGCAGCUGAUUUUGGUCUAGUAUUUAAAUCUAAAAAUGGUCAGUUGGGAGUCAUGUGGCUGCAGGGGGAGCUGUCAGGUUUAUUAUUAUUAUUAUUAUUACUGCCUGAUCCAGCAGAAGGAGGGCUGUGUCGCCCCCUAGUGGAGCGCUCGGACCAGGAAAAAAAAAAAAUCCUCCGGUCUUCCUCCUCUGGGAAUUUUAUAUGCAACCAGGAAAAAAAAAUACCACUGCCUCACAGCCACCUGGGAUAAAGCCACAUCUUCUAAUCAGCUGUUUUUUCGGUAGUGAGCCUUGGAACUACCUCUGUCCCAGCUCUCGGCCAUCCGGACGGCUCUGCCACCCCCUGCUCCCCCCUUCCUGAGGCCUUUCUCUGAGCUGACAGCAUCAGUUCUCAACUACAAGAAUAAACGCCACAAGCAAGCAAUACACGGCCUUGUUGCAGGUGCUCCCCCCUCCCUUACACACAAACGCGCAGUUGUUUAUUUCAGACUCCUCGGCCGCCGUAUUUAAUGAUGAUGGCGAGGACGAGGUGCUUGCUACGUCAGGGAGUAAACUCCUGCUAAAGACAACAGCUCCUCCAGGAAAACAAAACAAAAAACAAAAAAAACUUUUAAAUAGUCCUCACUGUGUGUUUUUUCACCCCUCCCACCCCCCUCCAGGUCGACAGUGUUACUACAUCACCCUGACUAAUCAUUAUCAAUCACACCGCCACUGUUGACUCCGCUUGCCUCGACGUUUGUGUACGCGCCAUCGGAGCGGUCGUGCUGUGUUAUGUGUACAUAUGCGUGCAUAUUAAGACUCCAUAAAAAGGAAAAGAAAAAAAAAAUCUGAGCACAAGUUUGGGUUUUUGAUUAAUUUAAUUGUUUUAUGUAAUUCUAUGCUGCAAUCCAAAGAAUAAACGUGUAUUAUAAUACGUUGA